GGUGGAGCCCGGGACCCGCUCUGUCAGUCCCAUUGCUGGGGUGGCCGCGGGAGGCGGAGGGAGGAGAGGAGAAGAGAAGAGAGGGGAGGGAGGAGGGAGCCGUGGCGGCGGCGGCGGCGGCUCCGGUCCAGGCGGGGAGGGUUCCUCCUUGACCGCCGCCACCGGCAACAGCCUCUCCACCUCCUCCUCCUCCACCACCACCACCUUCUCCUCCUCCUCCUCCAUGGCCGCUGCGGCUCCCGGCGUGGUGACCUCCGUCUUGCUGCAUGUGCUGCUGCUGCUAGAAGGGGAGGCGGUGGCCGUCGAGGCCGGGCCCGGAGGCUUAGGACCCCCGCCUCCCUGAGGAGCAGGAGCCGAAAUGGCAGGGCCGGCCUGGCAGAUGAAACUUUGACCUUCCUGAAAAUUGUUCCUGAGGAUCUUCUGAAUGAAUAUUCCGGUUACUCUCAAACUGCCUGAAAUGGCAAGUCCAGCAGUCAGUCCUGACUCUUCCUCACAUGAAGCACUCUCUUCUGUCAAUUCCAUGCCUGCGUGCUCCCCUACAUCUGAUUCUGAGAACCUCAGUCCAGAUGAAUUGGAGCUAUUAGCAAAGCUGGAAGAACAAAACCGGCUUCUGGAAGCAGAUUCCAAAUCGCUGCGCUCCAUGAAUGGCUCCAGAAGGAACAGUGGGUCCUCUUUAGUCUCCAGCUCUUCUGCCUCAUCCAAUUUGAGCCAUCUUGAAGAGGAUACCUGGAUCUUGUGGGGGAGGAUUGUCAAUGAAUGGGAAGAAUGGCGCAAAAAGAAGGAAAAACUUCUCAAGGAGCUAAUAAGGAAAGGAAUUCCUCAUCACUUCCGAGCCAUUGUUUGGCAGCUUCUGUGCAGUGCCACUGAUAUGCCUGUGAAGAAUCAAUAUUCAGAGUUGCUGAAGAUGUCUUCACCUUGUGAAAAGCUGAUCAGGAGGGACAUUGCCAGGACAUAUCCUGAACAUGAGUUCUUUAAGGGACAGGACAGUCUGGGCCAAGAGGUCCUGUUCAACGUUAUGAAGGCUUAUUCUUUAGUAGACCGUGAGGUUGGGUACUGCCAGGGCAGCGCAUUCAUCGUGGGAUUGCUCCUCAUGCAGAUGCCUGAAGAAGAAGCCUUCUGUGUGUUUGUACGGCUGAUGCAAGAGUACAGAUUACGGGAGCUGUUCAAACCCACCAUGGCUGAGCUAGGACUCUGCAUCUAUCAGUUUGAGUACAUGCUGCAGGAGCAACUGCCUGAACUGAAUAUCCACUUCCGUUCCCAAAGCUUUCUUACUUCUAUGUAUGCAUCAUCAUGGUUUCUUACUCUCUUCCUCACGACCUUUCCUUUGCCUGUGGCCACUCGAGUAUUUGACAUCUUCAUGUAUGAGGGAUUGGAAAUAAUAUUCCGUGUAGGGAUGGCUCUACUGCAGUUCAACCAAGCUGAACUGAUGCAAUUGGACAUGGAGGGGAUGUCGCAGUAUUUCCAAAAGGUGAUUCCUCAUCAGUUUGACAGCUGUCCUGAUAAGCUCAUCUUCAAGGCCUAUCAGGUCAAAUACAACCCUAAGAAAAUGAAACGACUAGAGAAGGAGUACACAGCGAUCAAGAACAGGGAGAUGGAAGAACAGAUUGAAAUCAAGAGGCUUCGUACUGAGAAUCGCCUUCUGAAACAGCGAAUUGAGACCCUGGAGAAGGAGAGUGCUGCCUUGGCAGAUAGAUUGAUUCAGGGUCAAGUUACCCGUGCACAGGAGGCUGAAGAAAACUAUAUAAUCAAGCGGGAGCUAGCAGUAGUUAGGCAACAGUGCUGCUCAGCAACAGAGAACUUGCAGAAGGCACAAAGCACCAUUCGGCAGCUGCAGGACCAGCAGGGAAAUCCACGUUACUCUGAGGAGUUUGUGAGUCACCUGGAGACAGAGCUUGAGCAGUCACGCCUUAGGGAGUCUGAGACUCUGAGUGCCCUUAAAGAGAUGCAGGACAAAGUGCUGGAUAUGGAGAAGAAGAACAGCUUGCUUCCAGAUGAAAACAAUGUGGCACGUCUGCAGGAAGAAUUGAAGGCUAUGAAGGUGCGGGAAUCAGAGGCAAUGAAGUCCUUCAGGGAGCUUCAGCAGCAGGUGAAGGAGCUCAAUGACAACUGGCAGGCCCAUCUAAGCCGAACAGGAGGAAGGUGGAAGGACUCCCCUCGUAAGAACACUAUGAAUGACCUCCAAGAUGAAUUGAUGAGUCUCCGUCUGCGUGAGACGCAGGCACAGGCUGAGGUGCGGGAGCUGCGCCAGAGGGUCGUCGAAUUGGAAACUCAGGAUCAGAUACACAGCAAUCAUCUAAACCGGAUGGAGCAGGAGUGUGCUGGGCUGCACGAAAAGGUACAAUACCUCACUGCCCAGAACAAGGGGCUACAGACUCAACUGAGUGAGACCAAGCGCAAGCAUGCCGAAUCUGAAUGCAAGAGCAAAGAGGAGGUGAUGGCUGCGCGCUUACGAGAAGCUGAUAGCAUGGCUGCUGUAGCCGAGAUGCGACAACGAAUUGCUGAGCUGGAGAUCCAGAGAGAAGAAGGUAUGAUCCAAGGCCAACUCAACAAUUCUGACUCUUCCCAGUAUAUCCGUGAACUCAAGGAUCAGAUUGAUGAGCUCAAGGCAGAGAUCCGUCUGAUGAAGGGACAAAAACCUUUUGAGGACUCAAUGGGCUUCGAUGGUAUCCAUAUUGUGAGCCACCUCGCAGUGGAUGACGAUUCGCUGCAUUCUUCAGACGAGGAGCUGCUGACCAGCCCCAUGGUGGUGGGUGCCCUGCAGGAUGUCUUGUACCCACUAUCUCCCCAUAACGCACACUUUCUGCGGGGUGCAGAGAGCUCUGGGAAGGAGAGUGAUGGCACCACAGAUAGCGAUCCCGACGACCCUGCCUCCGCCGCUGAGCCCAACGGGGAGAUCAUCUUUGAAGAGGCCUUGGGCAAAUGAGGGGAGAGGUGGCCGUCCCAGCUUCACUCAGAAGGCACUUUGGUGCUGUGGCCAUGCUGUCCUGAGGGUCAGGGUUCAGAGACCGAUCAUGCAAAACAAAACUGAGGCCCCAACUCAGGGAGUCCCACCCCUCCCUCAUGGGGGAUGGCUUGGGAGGAAGACAGCAUUCUUCGGCUGGCCUGCAUUAAUUACACGGACCAUCUCUAUCGAUUGUUGUCUGCACUGCCUUUUCUUUUUCAGCUGUGUUGUCACUGGUUGUUAAAAUCCAAAUCUGUCUAUUGGCCUCAUUCACAUCUCCCACUACCCGUCCUAGCCCUUUGGCCAUAUCUUAAUUUUCUCCCUUCACACGCACAUAGAUUUGCACACUCAAGAACUCUGAAGGAACAGUAGCAGCGACAAGUCCACUGGUUCCAUAGAAUGCCGUCUAGUAGUGAUUAAUCUCUGUUUCCUUGCCCUGCUUGGGAAGAUGGGCGGGGCAUGUCUUCCCUUGAAUUAUACGUGUCUCUUUCCUUGUUGUUUUGCAUAGGGAAGAGACAAAUUGAAUGUCUCCACAGUUGUUUGUGAUUUUCAACCUAGGAAAAGGACAGGAAGGUGUGUGUGGAGAGUGUGUUUCCGAAGAGGUGAUUUUGUUCUAGCAAGAGACAGAGAAAGAAAUUAUAUUUUUGUUCCUUCAUAUAUUAUUUAUUUAUACAGUGUAUUUGCCAAACCUUCUCUCUUGGCAUAAAGCUUUAAGUUCAGCAGUCUUGAGGGCUAUUAUGGAGCAGCCAGAACUGCUUCUAUAGCUAAUGACAAAAGCAUCUUUUCUAUUUAAUUGUGUUUCACAUGGUGUGAGUUGUUUCACAUGGUACCUUCGAUGGCAUCUUUUGCCUGCAGCUUAAUUCUGCCCUGCUACAGCUGCGGCAGUUAGGUGCUGUCUUGCUUCAUAUGGUAGGUAAGUAGCUGUUUACCCAGAAAUCCUCACUUGAAAUUGAGUGAGAUGAUGCCAUAGCUUUCUAUAAUUCCACUUUGUGGUCAUCUCUCGAAACACUUAUUCCUGCAGAACUAUGCCUGGUUCAGGCAGCUGGCAGCCCAUCAAAGUGCAUGGAAAAUAUAUUUUAUUUAGGGAAGAUACAUCAGUAAGUUCCUUCCCUGAGCUCUUAUUUGGUACAUAAUCCACUGGAACAGAGUAAGUGGCUCAGUUUUGUGAAAUUUGAGAAAGUAACUUGAAUAAUUCUUUCUUGUCAAUUGACAAGCCAUCUUAUGGAGAGACACCUGAUGGAGAGAUGCCUGAUCUUUCCAAAAUCAAAAACAAAAAUGCCCAGGCUUUCCUAGUGGAAGUACAAAUAAAGCAAACAUAAGGUAUACAGCUCUGUGUUUGCUUUCUGACACUAAUGGGGUGGGAGGCUGUAGCAGAGAAUCUGGGAGGGAGGGCCAUGGUUAACCUCCUUUCCUCCUGUGGAUUAUUGCUUGCAAAUGCUUCUCAACAAUGUCCUGCCACAACCACUGUAUAUAUGUUAAGCUAACAACGUGUUCAUCUAUAUAUGUAGCGCUCCUCCAAGAAACAAUUCCACCAGAUUUUUUUCUCCUAAAUUUGUGAAAGGAGGUCACAACAAGAUUAGCUUCUAGCCUUCACUUAGAGUGAAGAGGGAACUCACCAGCAGCAAUACAAAGAAAACCCCAUAAUCUACAACCAGUCAUUCGUGAUCUCACUCAAGAACUUUCCAAGUCAGUGAUCCCCAGCUCAGCUGGAAAUGCUGCUUUGUUACUAUAAUGCUGUUUAGGUGUCUACAUUGCAGGAUGAGUUCUUGUAACUCACUAGGUAUUUCUUCAUACACACAUGCACACCCACACCCCAAAGAGUCCUUCCAGUAGACAGGCCAGUUUGUCAAGCAAAGACACGAUGCUUGACCUCUCUCUGCAGCUGUUUGCCUCUCAUGUUCAAUAUAUACGGAUAAAGCCCAAUAGGAUAGAAGAUCUAGAGAAGGGAUGGAGGGGUAUAUGGAGUGUUGAAGAUGCAGCUCUUUGACCCUGCCAAGAUAGUUGGCUGUUACCUUACAUGAGAUCUAUAGUUACCAAGAUCCUUUUGUGCCAUAUGGUCUAUGGGUUAGUUUCUUAACUGGGAAGAGGUGGUAAUUCUUUAGGCAAGGGGGAUCAUUUCUUGUUUUUCACUUCUUUUCACCCAACACUCCUUGCCCUGUGCUGUUACAAACCAACAAUACUGUUGGAGCUUGCCUAAUUGCUAAAAUGCACAUUAUUAAGUCACAUUGUUCUGUAUCAGACAUACAGACCUCUCUUUCUGAAAGAGGUCUCUGUGAUUCUUUGCUAGGCAUGGAUUUGCAGUAUGUCUUGUCCUGACUGAAAGAAGGGGUUCCCUGAAUUCAUCAAGUGUUAUUAGGUGUGCCUCUUAACAGGGCAAAUGUUGUGGGUCAUUUUCAAGUGCAGUUCCAGAGUCUCCUCUUGUGAGGUUAAAUUGGCAUUUGCAAAUCUAGUCAGACAGACAUUCACUGCCUGGCCCAACACAUAGAGUGGUCCUGAAUUUUUUUAUAUACAGUAUAUAUAUUUAUUUAUUUAUAUAAAUAUACCAGGGGGGAAUGCUCCAAUUCAGUAUAAUCUUUCACAUUUUAAUAGGUGUAUUCUAUAUGUACAUGCUGUUGCCAAAAUUCUGUAAUAUGCUCCACGAGUCUUCAUUCUCCCUCCUCAAGAUCAGCAGUUCUGUACAGUAUGUUGUCCAUACAAGAAUUCAGCCUGCACAGUUACUUAGAAGUGCUUGUGUCAUUCCUCUCCUUCCCUUCCUAUUGGUGGACAUACAUUUGCCCUGUUGGAUGGCUUGUGAAACUGUUGGCCAGUUUGUGCAUAAAUCUAGCUGCUGGUGAUAUUUGUUUGUGUGAUGUGAGCCAUCUGCUUGCUUGCUGCCUCCAGGAUCAUAUAUUGGGAACACACGCUUAAUCACAGCUGCUUCUAAAUCUAAAGUCACCUCCUUUGGAAGUUAAGGGAGUAAAUGCGAGAAGAUGGGCUCAUUUUAAUAGAAGCAAAUUCAAACUGCUUGCUCGGUGGUUGUUUUUAAUAUAAAAUCCAUUUAUGCAUUAUUCAGUUUGCUGAUCCAGGCCUCGCUUUAGGUCUAGAGUGACUAAACUGGAAUUUUUAACAUUUGGCCUUUGUACUGUCAGUGGACCAGGAGGGUGCCUGGGCUCAAACCCUCACUAAGCCAUGGAAAUUCCCUGGGAGGUGGCCGGGAUAAACCACUCCUUGAACCUCUUACAUAUCUUGAAAACCUGAUUAGGAUUGUCCUAAGGCAGAAACCAUUCGAUGUCACAGAACAACCGCCAUCUGCACUGUAGUCACUGAGUCCUGCUGCUGCCACUUGGUUGCCAGGUUUGAGACCAGGGCUGCAGGGCAGUAUAAUCUGUUUUAUUAAAAGUUGCCACAACUACCUUUGUCCAAUUACUCUUCUUCUUCUAUACUUGCAGUGCUGAUAAGGCCAUAUAAAAGUGUUCAAAAUUGAUGUUUUUCUCUGGAUUGUCUCAUUUCUGAUCUGUGCAGCAUCAAGAGAUAAUGGGAUGAACACCUUGACUUCUGCACUUUCCAGCAAAGAAUAUUUAUUUCCAUUGGCCAAAGCCCUGUUGCUUAGCAUAGUAAAUUGCACAUGAGUGGGUCAAAUGAUAUUACUCUAUAACUUACUAUGCCAAAGUAAAUUGCAGUUUAGAGUAGGCCUAUUUGAGUCAAUGGGAUGUAUGGAAGAGGUGACUCAUCAAAUCCCCAUUGACGUAAUGGGUCUACUGUCAUUUGAUUUACUAUGCAAACCAACAGGAUGGUGGCCAUUGUGUUUGGGCUCUUGGUGGAUAAUGUAAAACCAUACAAUAAAAUACAUCAUCAUGGGUAAUAUGAAAUAAGUAUUUUAAUAUAAUUCCUUUCUGGUGAAACACUCAUCAACUGCUUAGAGCCAUGGAAGAAUUAAAACUAUUAGAGCAGGGAACUGGCUGAGAGAUGGCAAUUCUGACUUUACCUUGGCAGAGACAAGGUAUUUAGUGGAAUCAAGCAAGCCUUCCUUCCUCUUGAAUUGGAUAAAUACUAGCCAGAGAUAAGCCUUAGUGGACUGUAUGACAUGAGGUCAUUUUAUAACUAAUUAAAACAUUAACCUCAUUGAACUUAGUGGAGUGAGGCCGACUUGCUUUUCAGGCAGAUCUGGCCUUCAGCUCUUUCAAAAUAAACCCAUUGUGUCAAAAUGUGUCCCCUCUGCCAAGUCAUUCUGUACAUUUCAAUAAUAUCUCCAACAGAUUUGCCUUUCUGUUGUUCUAAUGUGUUUGGAGGCUUUGCAGUGCAGGAACUAUAUAUCUGAGGUUGAAGCCUUCUGUGUACAACUCGGGGACUAGAUGCAUGCAUAACAACCUUCUAUCAGGUCCUGUAUGUUAGACAAUGAUGUGGGGCCAGCGUGGUCUGUUUUGAUAUGCAAGAAUCUUCCAGGGCAUUAUCAGGCUUUCUCUCUGUCUUGAGGCAGGUGGGAUUUUUUGCUUUACCAGAUUCUUUUACCUAGCAGGAGCUUCAUGGAAUUGUAAGGCAUAAAAUUGCCCUGCCAAGCCAUCCAAUCUCUCUCUCUCUCUCUGCUGUCUCUACCAUUUUGCUUUGGUUUUUUUGAAAUUCUUCUUUAUGCAAAGUAUUGUGAAUGGAUUUUUAAUGAUGAUACCAGUUUUUCUCACAGACAGUGACACUGGUGACCUUUCAUUUCCUACAUUUCCUUUGUGGCUAUUCUUAAGUAGCUCCAAACAGAAGUGCCAAAUGUUUUAGCCCGCUCAGUGCUGUGCAUUAUGGAGUAACCAUACCCGCCCAGCAAAGUACUGUACUGUAAAACCCAUUGGUAAGCACAAUGAAGUAUGUCUGCACAUCCAGAUCACUUUCCAGUGCGUGCAAGUUUCUAGCCUAACAAGUUUACACAGACCUCUCUCAUUAUCUUUUCCUGAUAUUCUUAACAGCAUAGGGUCGUCGGGAAUCUCUCUGAGCCUGUGUGUGCCAUAGUGUGCUCCAUUUUCUUAUGCCAUAAAAAGGGAGAAGAAGCUACCUAUGGGAUCAUCUGGCAAAGCCCAUAUCCCACAGUUGCAGCAAUGUAUGCUUCCAAUUUGUCCUCUUGGGCAGGAUAGGCAGGAGUAGUGCUUUCUUGUGAGCUUUGAUAGCUACUGACAUAGUUUAAUUUCCACUUUAAUAGUACUCAUUUUCCUUCUUCAUGGAGGGAAAGCAACAUGGUGCUGUGUUGAGAUUGGAGUUGGGAGCACCCCCUGUGUUAAUCUCCCAACUCUGAUGCUUGACUUCAAGUCAUUAUCCAGCUUGACUGCAAUUGUUCUCUUCCUCAUGUAAGAAUCUCACAUUCUGCAGGAGAGGCUGCAUUUACUACUGGGAAUAAUGUGGAGGGUGGCAACCAGUUCAUUACAGUAAAUAGGGACUCUUCCCAUCCCAGCCCCAGGCAAUAUAUGCAAAAUACUGUAUGUUUCAGCAGACAGAAUAGAAUGGGAACCAGAGGCAAGAAGAAACUGCCUCCUUUCCCCUUAGUUCUAGUUUAGUUAGACAUUCAUCAAAAUCAUUACAGACAGACAUCAGCAUUUUAAGACUAGUGAAGUAAAAUGGAGAUUACUGGCAUUACCUACCCUGUAAUGGUGCAUUUUCUGUCUUGAUGUAAGCUUCGAUAAGCUGUUUGGAUAGAACUAGUAACUAGUUGGCUAUGGUGGGCAGUAAUUGAUCAGCAUCUGUAAAAUUGUUAGCAUACACUGUUCAUCCCUUAAACUGGUGUAGAAAUUAAGUAAAUUAAGAGGUGGAUGGGCCUUGUACAUACAUAGACAUAUGUGCUGCUUUGAGAAAUGAGCCUGCAUGAUGAACGGGAGGUAAGAAAGACUGAAAGUGAGACAUGCUACAUUAGUAGGCAAAGCUGUACUUCAGUAUUAAAGUUACUUCAGUGUGUGGUCAUAAGUAAUACAUGUCACAAAGUUGAAGGGGAAAAAACCAUUGUCGUGGCCCUAGAAUGCUUUGUCAGUUUUAAAAAGUUUUAAAAGGCAAGUUUUUUGUUUUGCUUUGCUUUGAAAUACCAUCAUUAUGGUGAGGAAAAACCUUCUCAUUUUUGUGGAGCUCUGACCUUGCUUAGGACUUGUUCCAGCAAAGGCCCCACCCACUCUCACAUUUCUGGAAUUGUGUAUGGUGGGAGGAUGCCUUUGGUGAUACUAACCUUACCCAUGACAAGAAUAGUUUCACAAAGUUAGUUGUAUGAUGAGAGGCUCAGGGUGGAAAGGAAGCAUGUUGUGGGGCAGGUGAAUGAUUUCUGCAAAGAAGGAAGAGCCAACCAGAAAGGUAGCACAGAAAAGUUUUAUUUAGGUGCAGCAGACCAAAGUAGUUUACAUUUCAUUCUGUUUAGCUUUGAGUUGGAACUGUGUCUGGAACCGACAAUUCUAGAUACAGUAACAGCACAAAUAUUAUACUAAAAGUUGGCUAUGAAGCUUGGGGUAAAAGAGCCUCUGUCCGUGGGACAGUAGAAACAUAAGACAGGCUAUGAAGACAUGCCUGGGGGAAAUCCCAAAGCAGCAAUUCUGAAGCAGAGUACAGUGAUGUGCAUGUAAAAGUAGAGAGUCUUUUUGUUGUUUGUGUGGUGGUUUCUACAGUUCACUCUAAAAGCCCAGACCAUUCCAAAUGGUGCAGUACCAGGCCCACAGGUUCCAUAAGCCAGCCACCCUGCAUGAAAAUAGUGAUGCCUACUUGCCAUACCUUUAUGGUCCCCAUUUGUGCCACCUCCUGGAGAAGUAUGUGUGAAAGACAUAUGUUGCUGAAUGCACAGGAGUCAAAAGGGGCCAAGAACCAGAUGUGGAAGCCUCCGUGGCAGACUUGUCCUGUUGCUGCGACUCAUACCUGUGCCAUGUUCUCUCUAGGCAGAAGAGGACCUCUCUACAUCUUCUCUUUAUAUAUUGGCGUGUCCCAUAUUCUGUGCAGC
This is a messenger RNA of Pogona vitticeps (central bearded dragon), 9863 nucleotides long. RefSeq names its product ecotropic viral integration site 5 like (gene EVI5L). Gene Ontology annotation, molecular function: small GTPase binding; GTPase activator activity. Gene Ontology annotation, biological process: regulation of GTPase activity. Lineage: Eukaryota; Metazoa; Chordata; Lepidosauria; Squamata; Agamidae. The record is from RefSeq and is a predicted model, not a curated record.